Messenger RNA from Oryza brachyantha (malo sina), 1398 nucleotides. RefSeq names its product endonuclease V. Gene Ontology annotation, molecular function: single-stranded RNA binding; RNA endonuclease activity producing 5'-phosphomonoesters, hydrolytic mechanism. Gene Ontology annotation, biological process: DNA repair. Bases 280 to 1092 code for a protein of 270 amino acids. The record is from RefSeq and is a predicted model, not a curated record. Gene Ontology annotation, cellular component: cytoplasm; nucleolus. The transcript has 8 exons. Lineage: Eukaryota; Viridiplantae; Streptophyta; Magnoliopsida; Poales; Poaceae.
CUCGGGGGCUUGGGCGAUGCUUCCUUGGAUUUUUUUCUCCGACGGAAGCUCGCCUGACGCCUCAACACUCGGUGGCUCGUUGGUUAAUUUGCGUUGCUGCGUAGGCGCAUGGAGUAGCUCACGAAUGCUAUGGAUUGUGUAAUCCGCAAUUCUGCUGGAUUUUUACGAUUCAUACCAUAAUAAAGUUGGGUUUUUUUUUUCAGGUUUGCAACUGUUGUUUGGGAUUUCCUGACAGAUCGCUAUGCGAAAAUCUGAAGGAUUCUGAGGAAUUAUAGAGGAAUGGAUGAUACCCCACGAUUUGCAGAAGGAGGAGAUGACUGUGAGUUGGUGCUGCAGAAACAAGAAUGGGCCAAAACACAAGAGUUGCUCAAGAGCAAGCUCAUUCUUGAAGAUGAUUUCGAGUGGCAUUUACCUUCAAUGGGCUCAAAUUCAGAUCAGAGUAGUGCUAAGGGAAAUCUGAAGUACAUAGGAGGUGUCGACAUUAGCUUCUUGAAAGAAGAUCCUUCUAUGGCAUGUGCUGCACUGGUAGUUUUAGAUGCUGGUACCUUAGAAGUUGUCCACGAAGAUUUUGAUGUUGUUCGACUGCAAGUGCCAUAUAUUCCAGGAUUUCUUGCUUUCAGAGAGGCUCCAAUUCUUCUAGGACUCCUGGAAAAACUGAAGACAAACACUCAUCAUUUCUACCCUCAGGUACUCAUGGUUGAUGGAAAUGGAUUACUCCAUCCGCGAGGUUUUGGUUUAGCUUGUCAUCUUGGUGUCCUUGCUGACCUGCCGACCAUUGGAGUUGGAAAAAAUCUGCACCAUGUGGAUGGCCUUAACCAAUCUGAAGUGAGAAGACAACUAGAAGCAAAAGAAAACUGCAACAAGGAGUUAAUUUUAUUGACUGGACAGUCUGGGACAACAUGGGGAGCUGCGAUGCGCUCCUGCCCUAGUUCAUUGAAGCCGAUCUACAUCUCAGUUGGACAUCGCAUUUCACUUGAUUCAGCCAUUGGGAUAGUGAAGUUCUGUAGUAAUUAUCGUAUUCCUGAGCCCAUUCGCCAGGCUGAUAUAAGAUCAAAGGUGUUCCUUCAAAAGCACCAAAAACUGGAGCAGUGAAGAAGAAGAUUGAACUGGGACUCUUAUCUUCUGAGUCAAAUUCUGUGAAAAAAACAACUGAGGCAUUGCAACAUGAAGUACCUUUUCCACAACUCUUUCUAAUAGUAGUAGAUUUCACAUUGCACCAUCUUUCUUCUUUUCCUUGUUUUUACAUGGGGGGUGAUUGUCACUUGUCAGGUCAGUCUGGUUUGGAAAAUACACCUCUUUUCACAGUUGAACAAUCUGAAUCUGUUCAGUUGUUAUGUACGCACACUUGCUAGCAAAUUGAAUAAAAGAAUUGAAUUUAUGAUGCAAUAAUAUCGCUCU